Paramacrobiotus metropolitanus is the source of this 1828-nucleotide messenger RNA. RefSeq lists its product as uncharacterized. The record is from RefSeq and is a predicted model, not a curated record. Gene Ontology annotation, cellular component: cytoplasm. Gene Ontology annotation, biological process: protein phosphorylation. Bases 883 to 1797 code for a protein of 304 amino acids. Lineage: Eukaryota; Metazoa; Tardigrada; Eutardigrada; Parachela; Macrobiotidae. Gene Ontology annotation, molecular function: ATP binding; protein serine/threonine kinase activity. The transcript is spliced from 2 exons.
GAAGCACCAAAUUUUUUCAGAUUCACCGUUUGUGAAACCUCCCGCGAAAUUUAGCUCUGCCAAUCGCUUACAUGUUAGACUCAACAAAACGGACCGUAAAGACGAAUGAGAACCGCAGCUUCUACAUUGCAUCUUGUGCGACGUAAAUAUGCGAUGUACUGCAAAUGCCGGAUAUACAAGUACGUCAUACCUUACGAUUAAUUUCGUACAGCAGGGAGUUUGGAGUCGACGCAUACCUAUCCCUGUUAUGGCGUUAUCGGCUAUGGGUGUUAACUCCAGAUUGAAGAACCUACUGCAACACACCUUGUAGUAAAGAACGUGUUGCACACUUCCGGUUGAGGUUACGCUUUUAUCUAAAACCUGGUUUGCCUUUCCUUAGAGCCCGAUUGUGAAUAGCUACAUCGGUUGCACAAUUGUCAAAUCUGCCUGAAGUGGUCUGCCAAGAGACUUUGAAAUACUUAUAUUUUGAGAUUACCCUAAUUAUUUUAUCUGUUAGCGUGAACUGUGUGCAUGUAAUCGUAGAAACCGCAGUUCGACCAUGGAACUGGCAGCUAAAAACCAGUUUUAGCCCAACUGAUGUCACAAUGAGUCAGUAUGAUAAGCCGGUGACCACACAGCGCAAACAGCGAAGUUCAGCAUGUGUUACUCGUUUGUUCGGGCGUAGGGCGUAUUGAAACAGCUGCGGCCCUGGUUAACAUAAAUGCAACAGAUACGUGUCAUCAUAACGUAAGCGUAUUUCAUAUUGACCAAUCACUGCGUGAUUUUUGUCUGUCCUUUUGCCGUCCUUGCUAUAUCAAUACAGAACCCUCGAUAUAUAUAACAAUUUCAAGUUAAAAGUAGCAGCAGUUUUCAAGAAUUUGCUGGUUUAAUUAACAAAGGAAUAUGAAGCUUGCAUUCAAUAUGGAUGAUAUCUGUACGCGUCAUCAGGAAAGCAUUCCGGUUGCACUGGAAAUGUGCACGAUGCAAGAGAGGGAUACGCAGGUUUAUAAGGCUGUGCGAGAGGACACUAACGAGAUUGUUGCAGCCCAAAUCCUACUUCUGCACGUCGACAGCAGCAUCAGGGAUGAACAGGUUAAACGGUUGGAGAAGAACCUGGACCCUCUGCUGCAAUUUCAGCAUCCCAACGUAAUGCGAUACUUCAACCAUCAGCAAGUUUCCUUGCAGGAUGAAGUGAAAUAUCGGUUCCUUAUGGAAUUCUGUUCAGGCGGAACAUUACAUAAUUACGCGACGAAAUCUCCCGUGACGGGACCAUUGUUGGUAAACUGGACGCACCAGCUGCUUAACGGCCUUGCGUAUCUACAUCAGCACCAUUACGUUCACCAUCAAAUCAACAGCAUGCAUGUGUUGCUGUCCUCAGCGGAUCCCGCAACCUGUCAUUUGAAAAUCGCCGGCUUAGCUCAUGUGAAAAAGGCUCUUGAACACGGCGGACGGUCAAUGGAUUCAAACUUAGGAAUGACCACACGCUUCAUGUCUCCGGAGGAGAUCAUGGGGUUAGGCGACGAAGUAGAAGAAAGUGUGGCACAAAAGACGGAUAUUUGGAGUCUGGGAUGUGUGAUGAUUGAAAUGGUAACCGGGACUAUGCCGAAAUUUCACAAAUCCACUGGCGCGGACGCAUUAAUUGAAAUCACUGGAGAUCUGGCAGUGAUGUACUUUGUCGGGAAAAACGGCAGCCCAACGAUCCCUAGCGAAAUAUCCAUAGAAUGUGAAAAUUUCAUGAAGCAGUGUCUAAAGAAUAACGGCACAGAUAGGCCAAGCGCAGAAGAGCUUAAAGGUCACCCCUUUUUAUCAGCCACUUAAAUAAACAGAACGAAAUAAAAUUCCAUCGCAU